Daphnia magna is the source of this 3720-nucleotide messenger RNA. RefSeq lists its product as uncharacterized. The transcript is spliced from 6 exons. The record is from RefSeq and is a predicted model, not a curated record. Bases 316 to 2481 code for a protein of 721 amino acids. NCBI's taxonomy places the organism in Eukaryota, Metazoa, Arthropoda, Branchiopoda, Diplostraca, Daphniidae.
AACUGGCAAUAGUGAUAGAAAUGUUUGGGCUAAUGGCGGACAUUGCGUUUACAAAAACGCGUUACACGUUUAAUUGCUUGUUUUACGUGUGUGUUUUUUUCUUUUUACAGAUGAAGGAUUAACAAUCUUUGUUAUUAAUCAAGAGUAGCGUUCUAUCAAAAGUUUCAGAUUGUUUCCGGUGUUCCGUCUGUUUAUUUGUUGGACUAAAGGCUUGAUUGAGCUUAUUGAGCCAGUUCCAAGAGUGUUGCAUCUUUUUAGUUAAAUGACUUUCUGUUUCUUUAUAACUCCAAGGAGUUGAAGCUGGAAGCUAACACAAUGAGUUCACCAAGUUCAAUUACGUCGACUGAAAACUCCAACAAGAAAGCUGAAGACUCCCAUGUUGCUCUAAAACAAGAACCCAGCACAGUGACCGAUGAUGGAGUUAAAAACAAUUCAGCUCUUGCUAAAACAGAACAACCGGCUCAACCACCAGUUACAAAUGGUGCCUUACCAGAAAGUGAAGUGAAGGUUGUGGGAAAUGGACUUGAAUUGUCAACAAAUGGACAAGAUGAUAAGCCUGUAAAUGAUGGUCCACAUAGGGAAGUUCCAGCUCUCCUUCCACUCGGACCUAUCACUUCACCACCUUCCACUGUGCAACAGAGCACCAUACCUUCCAUCAGUCCUACCCCACCUGCAAGACAGCCAUUGCCUCAGCUGUUACCUAUGACUGUUGCAACAGCACCUGUUGUGGCUACCAAGAGUGCACCACCACCACCACCACCUUCUAAUCCUGUUGCUAAAACUAGAGCGAGAACGUCUCUGUCCGUCUCUACUCCUGCAAGCUCAUCCAAAGAACAGUUACCGUCUGGGCCUUCAACAAGAAGUAAGAAGGAAGAUGAAGAACCUGUAGAGCAACCUGUUCCAGAAAAAGAAAUCAAGAAGAGAAAGGUUGUUUCCAAAAAGCGACAUUCUGUUGCAUCAUCAGAUUCAACGGAAAAAGGCGAUGUUGACUCUGGUGGUGAUGGUGACGCUGGGCGAAAGUCCAAGCGUGCUAGAACUCGAACGCAACCGUUUCAGAGCUCCGAUAUGGACGUCAAUCUGCUUCGAGUUAUGAAAGCUUCAGCAGCCGCCCAAGCGGCAGCAGCGGCUCAGUUGGCCAAAGCCAACGAAGAAAAGCUUGUUGUGUUUUUUAAAGGAGAAUUUCUUGCUGUUAGAAAUGCAGAAGGAGGCUUCUAUAUCUGCCAGGCUACGCAAAACAUUUGCCGAGGCGGCCACAAAAUCCGAAUUCGUUGGCUUUCCCAAGAAGAUACCAAAAAUAAGAAAAAAGGAAAAGCUUCCGGUUCUUCGGAAACGGUGAAAGAUGAAAGUGGAUUUGACAUCUACACUCCUGACUUCUAUGAUACUACCGACUUUGAAUGCAUAUUGACCAAUUUAGAACUCGAAAAACUAGGUAAGGAUCGCUAUGGUCUGCCACUAGAUGAACGUACGCGGACCGAAAAUAUUCUCCAGCGAGCGCUCGCAGUUGAGCGAGGCGUGGUUGACAAGUUAGAAUUAACUGAAGAACAUCCUGACGGCCUUGACGUUUCACUGUUUCACGAUGAAUCUCAACUAAAGCGCAAAGGAAAUGACGACGACUCAUCUUCUGAAAGUGAAUCGGAUUCCAAAGAAGAAGUUGCAACAACAUCUGGAAGCUCGGCCAAGUCUAGCCAAUCAGCCGAACCUAGAACGUCCACCAGCGGCAUUGCUUCAACUUCAUCCGGAAGAGGAACCAAAAGAACCCGUGCAGCAGUCGUUGCCGCCACACGUCAAAAACUACAACAAAUGCGAUAUCAGGAAGAUGAUGAUGACGAUGACGAAGAAGAAGAUUCAAGCGACGAUGACGAUAUCGAAGGUGACGACAGUAGCAGCGAUAGUGAGCAAGGAAAGCGGGGUCGACGAAGGCGAUCCCGUCCAGUGCCUGCAACGAAAGCGCGCGUCAGUGUGCGCUCCACACGAGGGAAAAAGCUUGUACCACCCAAAAAGGCUGCACCGAUUCCUAUGAUAAUGAAACGCACGAAGGCAUCGUUCAAAGAAGCCGUGGAAGUUACUAGUAAUCGGAAAAAAGUUGAACGUGUGACUGUGGGUCCGGCUUCACCUCUCGAAAAGAUCGUCACCGUCGACGUUGAAAUGGGCGACAAUGACGCAUCGCCUGUCGAAGAAGAGCCCAAAGAAAUCAAGCUGGAUGCCGUAAUGGCCGAAGAAACGGAAUCCGGCGACGAGAAAGAGGCAAAAAAGACCAAGAAAACUGCAACUAAAUCAGUCGAUGCAAAGAGCGAAAUAGUUGUGACGGAAGUUAAGACUGAUUCGAAAAACAACGAUACGAACGAAGUGAAAGACACUAAGAAAGGGGUACCAGCUAAAAGCGAAAAAGAUGCAGUAGGAAACGAGUCAUUGAAAGCUAAAACCGAAAAGGGAGCAGAAGAUGUGAAGGAGGACGUUAAAGUAGUUGAAACCAAGGAAUAACUAGGCAUUCUAUUACCCCCGUUUUUUCUAAUUUAAGGUAAAAAUACAGAGGGCUAAUGGGAGUUAAACUUUUUGUUUUUAUGUUUUCCCAAUUUCAGCGUUUUCCCAGUGACUCUUUUGUGAGUAGUCUGGAAUGUUUCGAACUGAACUGAUUUCAAGUCCUGUAUUUGCUAUAUUUCGCACCGUUUGUGGCACGGGUUUUGGUAUUGCCUAAUUCCAAAUGAUCGUGUCAAGAAUUGAAUGUUUCCCUUGAGGAGAAGCAAACAAACAAUGACCAGUUGAACUUGCAUGGAAUUGAUUUUUUAUUUUUUUCAGAGGUUGUUCACAACUGGUAUUUCAUAUUGCCUUUGGUCGAUGGCAAAGGGUACAAAACUGGGCAAUCAGGGGAGCUUUUUGCGACGUGAUUUGCUUUCUUCGCAGAACUAUUGGUCUUUUUUUUUUUUUCUUCUUUUCGAAUCAACCCGGAAACACAAAAAAAAAAAGGUUCUUUAUUUCAAUAUCUGGCAUUUGUGCGCAGAUAUUUUUACGUUUUGCUUUAUUUGGCCCAAUUUUAGUUCUCCACCAACAGGAUAUGUGUAACCAGCAGCUUUGAUGACGAAUUGACUUUAGUUACAUGUGUGUCUGGUAUUAAGUGGUCUGUAUGGUAUUCUUUCCGCAAACCGACCCAACCCAUCAAUUUUCCCGUUUUCAUUGGUUGCAGCUUCUCUCUCUCCCUAUCACCCUCGCCUCAGUACAGUUUCUCCCCCCCGUUUCUUUUAAGCAAAGCGCGUUAGAAUCCAAUGGAUCGUGUGCAAUUGUGGCGUGUAUGGAGUUCGAAAAGUAGAAGAGUUCGACACCUACCGGUCUUCAUCUACACACCUUAUUUUCGUUCUCCUGUCAAUUUUUUUUGUUUUCUGAAACCAAAUCUUGCAUUCGUGUAACGUCCUAUCUAAUACCUCUCCCCAACCCCCAACAGCGAAGAAAAGAAAAAAAAAAAAAACAAAAACAUAAAGAUUUUUGAAACUGAGGGUAUAAAAGAUAAAAAUCAUGUUGUGUGUUUCUGGGCUUUGAUGUAACACAAAACCAUUUUGUUUGUUCAUUACGAUAUACGUUAUGACUAUUUUUCUCUCUUUCUUUAAAUUUCCAGAAAUUGGUCAUCUUUUUAUUCAAUAUAGCAUUGGGUCUUGUGUGUGUAUGAUGUGCCAUGAACAUUUUUUUUUUUUUUCCAAUAAACUCUGCACUUGAGCUAAGAAGCCAUAA